UUGUGCCCACAGUACUGGCCAGAAAACGGAGUCCAUCGCCACGGACCCAUCCAGGUGGAGUUCGUCUCCGCUGACUUGGAGGAGGACAUCAUCAGCAGAAUAUUUCGGAUCUACAACGCAGCACGGCCUCAGGACGGAUACCGGAUGGUGCAGCAGUUCCAGUUCCUGGGCUGGCCCAUGUACAGAGACACGCCCAUGUCCAAGCGCUCCUUCCUGAAGCUCAUCCGACAGGUGGACAAGUGGCAGGAGGAGUACGACGGAGGCGAGGGGCGCACUGUAGUCCACUGCCUGAACGGAGGCGGUCGAAGUGGGACUUUCUGUGCCAUCAGCAUUGUGUGUGAGAUGCUCCAGCACCAGCGCUCUGUGGAUGUUUUCCACGCUGUCAAAACACUGAGGAACAACAAACCCAACAUGGUGGACCUGCUG
Messenger RNA from Notothenia coriiceps (black rockcod), 426 nucleotides. RefSeq names its product receptor-type tyrosine-protein phosphatase mu-like. The annotation marks the transcript as partial. The record is from RefSeq and is a predicted model, not a curated record. Gene Ontology annotation, biological process: protein dephosphorylation. Gene Ontology annotation, molecular function: protein tyrosine phosphatase activity. The transcript is spliced from 3 exons. NCBI's taxonomy places the organism in Eukaryota, Metazoa, Chordata, Actinopteri, Perciformes, Nototheniidae.